Annulohypoxylon truncatum is the source of this 1394-nucleotide messenger RNA. RefSeq lists its product as uncharacterized. The record is from RefSeq and is a predicted model, not a curated record. The coding region runs from base 71 to 952 and encodes 293 amino acids. NCBI's taxonomy places the organism in Eukaryota, Fungi, Ascomycota, Sordariomycetes, Xylariales, Hypoxylaceae. Gene Ontology annotation, cellular component: prospore membrane; ascospore wall; lipid droplet. The transcript has 2 exons.
AGAGCCGACAACUCUCCACGUAUCUAGGCAACCACCUCAUUCACGCUUCCUAACUUCAAUCAACGAUGAUAUGGACUCUCAAAAUCGCCUUCCCAGACUUAUGCGACCGUUAGAACGGCCUGUAUCCUAUGUAUCACGAGCGUUAAUCGCAGCCUCGUAUCCUUUACGGGGCAUCUAUUACUAUUUACGCCAUCCGGCAUAUUAUCCUCUAUUCGCCAGUCGACUAAUUCCGCUCUCCAUCAUCUCGUUCCUAGUUUACGUCAUCCUCUUCACCUUCGCAUUUCUGCCUCAAUAUGCGUUCUUAGCUCUAUUUCAUGGCUGGGGCGCGUGGAUAAACGCGGUGGUUUUAGUUCUAGGCGAAGGUCUCGUCAUUAUCCAAGGCUUGUUCGAGGGCUUCUUUGUUGAUGAAUGCCGCGUGGAUGUCUUCGAUGCGACCCUCUUGGAUAAUGGCCUCGAAAGCCUCGUUGCGCCGCACCGACUCCUGUUCCCAGACGCAGCCAACUCUGUCAAGAAGCUCGGCAAGCCGACUAGCGCUGCCGUGUAUCAACCGUGGAGUUUAGUCCAGAUCGUCGAGCUAAUCGUGUUUUUGCCUCUCAACCUGAUCCCCUACGUUGGGACUCCCGCCUUCAUCAUAAUUACCGGUGCUCGGUUGGGAACAUUUGCGCACUACAGGUGGUUCGAUCUGAGGGGUUUGACGAAAAAGGAGCGCAAGAACGAGAUUAGAAGUAGGAUGUGGGAAUACACCUGGUUUGGCACCAUAGCGAUGUUGCUCGAGCUUGUGCCCAUCCUGUCUCUCUUCUUUCUGCUAACUUCAACGACGGGCGCUGCGUUAUGGACGGUUAAGCUCGAAAAGCAGGCGAGGGGACUAUCUCUUCCUACUGCCACUCCAGUCAAUCCGCAGGAACAUGACCCUGAUGAGCCUCCGCCACCAUACGUGGAUAAUCCCGUAUGAUUAUGUAACACCGGGCUGAAUUGACGAUUGAUGAAUUACGUACUCAAGUUCAAUUUUUGGAUACUGAAGAUCUGGAUCAGAGAGUAUUGAAGUAUGGCACGUGUUUGGUAUUUUUAGCAGACAUUCAACCUCCGUUCGAGUCUACCUUCUUGCUUUCCUCCCUGACGCCAUAGAACUACAUUGAUAACGAUAUCUUCCUGGACAACAUAAUGAGAGAUGAUUCAAUGUUCCGCCAUAUGCAUUCAGAGCAAGUUCCUAUUCAAGAGUAUUGAUACGACGAUCUACACCUGGAACUAUGGGGAAUUCCACUUAUGUUUAUGUAUACAUCAACGUAUUCUAGGUAUGUAGCCGAGCAAACGGGAGAAGCAAUUCAUAUGCAUCAGUUGAUCUAGAGAACAAUUAGGGACGUGAUAAGAUGUGGUGUUAUCUGGGAUUUCUGCCU